Messenger RNA from Effrenium voratum, 1459 nucleotides. Lineage: Eukaryota; Dinophyceae; Suessiales; Symbiodiniaceae. The record is from the annotation of a GenBank genome assembly.
UGGGCAUCCAGCAGGUGACAUGGGAAAAUCUAUUCUCACCUCCGCCAUGGCCGGCCGGAACUUCCCGCGGAGAGGUUGGGCUGCGGUGGCGUUUCUGGUCCUGGGCUCUCAGGCCUGGCUGCGACCAAGUCCGCUAGCUCCCCGCUCGUCUCGCACGGCGAGGGCAGGUCAGGCGGAUGAGUCCCACGACCUCAUGGAGCAACUGGCGGAGGACAUGGAGGUUCUGCUCCGCAAGACCGAGGAGCCGGAGGCAGCAGACGAGCCCGAGGAGUCGGAGCCGCUGGAGGUGACCGAGGCGCUGCAGAAGAUCGAGCCGCAGGCGCAGGUGGUGUCGCUGGACGUGUCUGGCCUGCAGAGGGCCCCGGAGUAUGGUGGUGACAAGUACAUUGUCUCUGUGAAUGAGAUCCAGACCAUUGUCAACGAGAAGGUGAAGCAUUUCUCUGCAGUCAUCAAGGGUCUCAAUCGGUACAUCACGGAGCUGGAAGAGGACUUGGAGGAGACUGAAGCGACACUGGAGCAAACCAGCAAGGCCCUGCAAGAGGAGGGGGAGAAGAGGCGGCGGGCGGAGCUGGAGGCGGAGGUGCAGCAGCAGAAGCGCUCGGAGUUGGAGCUGCAGCUGGCGGAGGCUCAGCAGGCGAAGCAAGAGGCGACGUCCCUGCUAGACAACCUGGACCAACAGGCAGAGCAGGUCGCGGAGCGCGCGGCCAGCGGCGAGAUCUCCGAGGAGGAGUCCCAUGAGAUCGAGGAGAAGCUGAUCCGGGCACAGGCCCGAAGGCUUCUGGCGCAGCAGAGUGAGGAGAAGAGCCAUCAGCAGCUCCAGGAGGUGUCGGAGGCCGCCGAUGAGGCCUCGCGGCAGGCGCAGGCGGCCUCGCAGCGGCAACAGCAGCUCACGGAGGAGAUGGAGAAGCUCAAGAACGACUUGCUGGAGGCGCAGGAGCAGCGGGACGCGGAGGCCCAGCUUCGGGAGCAAGCGGACGCCAGGUUCAACGAGCUUAUCCGGCGCCUGCAAGAGCGAGUCAGCAAGCGCUAGCGACUCUUCCCGAAUCGGGAGGCAGUUGCUUUGUUUCACUGCGAUCCAAGCUUGCGUGCUCUGGGCAGCUCAUUUUACAGCUUGGGCAUGGUGUCAAGGGCUGAGCGUUUUUUGGCUUCAAAGGGAAAGUGAAACCAACCAUUUUGAGAGUCCGCUGCGACAAACCCAGUUGCAAGAGCGGAAAGAGGAAGCUCCUGUCACCUGGGAAUUGGGUGUGAUGUGCCAUCCUGGCCCACGAUGUCGGAGACGAAGUGAGCGCUCGAACCCCCCAUUGACCAUUUGAGUAGAUGAUUCUAGUGCUUGGCCUUGUGGCCUCUACUAUGUUGGAGCCCACAGUCAAUGGGUUUUGGGCGCCGCUCAGGCAUCCCUGAGCCCAUGGCGGAACUGAUUCCAAUCAGAGCAAACGGAUGAUUGAAGCAAACUUGGGGG